Molecule: messenger RNA, 3892 nt
Organism: Manis pentadactyla (Chinese pangolin)
Lineage: Eukaryota; Metazoa; Chordata; Mammalia; Pholidota; Manidae
Gene: SASH3
Product: SAM and SH3 domain containing 3
Exons: 8
Coding region: 123-1265 (380 amino acids)
Biological process (GO): positive regulation of B cell proliferation; positive regulation of adaptive immune response; positive regulation of immunoglobulin production
Cellular component (GO): nucleus; cytoplasm
Molecular function (GO): protein binding
Source: RefSeq, a predicted model, not a curated record
GCAGCAGUUAGACUGGCAGCCAGAGGCUCAGUCCAUGCCGUGCCCCCGGGACAGUACUGUCAAGGCCUCGGUAUCUCGACACCUAGGAUCGCAGGGACAGAGUGUCACCAGGGUAGAGGACGAUGUUGCGCCGCAAGCCAUCUAACGCCAGUGAGAAGGAGUCCACUCAGAAGAGAAAGCUCUCGCUUCAGCGCUCCAGCAGCUUCAAGGAUUUUGCCAAAUCUAAACCCAGCUCCCCCGUGGUGAGCGAGAAGGAAUUUAAUCUGGAUGAUAAUAUUCCAGAAGAUGACUCAGGUGUUCCUACCCCAGAGGAUGCUGGGAAGAGUGGCAAAAAGCUGGGGAAGAAGUGGAGGGCUGUGAUUUCCCGAACCAUGAACAGGAAGAUGGGCAAGAUGAUGGUGAAGGCCCUGUCAGAGGAGAUGGGAGACACUCUGGAGGAGGGUUCAGCCUCCCCGACAUCUCCAGACUGCACCCUGGACAGCCCCAGCCCUGAGAAGACGGCACCAGCCUUUUUGGAGCAGGAGGAGCGUGAGCUCCCGGCACUCAACCACCAGGCAUCCACGGGCAGUGAGCUCUGCAGCCCCAGCCCAGGCUCUCGCAGCAGCGGGGAGGAACCACCUGCCCCCCAGUACACGGGUCCCUUCUGUGGCCGGGCACGGGUCCACACCGACUUCACUCCCAGCCCCUAUGACCACGACUCAUUGAAACUGCAGAAAGGAGAUGUGAUCCAGAUCAUUGAAAAGCCACCUGUGGGCACGUGGCUGGGCCUGCUCAAUGGCAAGCUGGGCUCUUUCAAGUUCAUCUAUGUGAACGUGCUGCCCGAGGAGGCUGUGGGGCCUGCCCGCCCCAGCCGCCGACAGAGCAAGGGCAAGAGGCCCAAGCCCAAGACUCUGCAUGAGCUGCUGGAGCGCAUCGGCCUAGAGGAGCACACUUCCACCCUGCUGCUCAACGGCUACCAGACACUGGAGGACUUCAAAGAGCUGCGCGAAACACACCUCAAUGAGCUGAACAUCACGGACCCGCAGCACCGGGCCAAGCUGCUUACAGCCGCCGAGCUGCUGCUGGACUAUGACACUGGCAGCGAGGAGGCAGAAGAGGGUGCCGAGAGCAGCCAGGAGCCUGUGGCGCACACAGUGUCUGAACCCAAGGUGGACAUCCCACGCGACUCCGGCUGCUUCGAGGGCUCAGAGAGCGGGCGCGAUGAGGCAGAGCUGGCGGGCGCUGAGGAGCAGCUGCACGGCCUCUCCCUGGCCGGAGCACCUUGAGGAAGAGGUGGCAGCACAGGCCAAGGCUGGGCCCAAGCACCAAAGGCCACAGGGACGGGUCAGGCCUCCUGUGGCAGUCCAGGCCCAGAGGACUGGCGCCAAGCCUGGCCCUGCCCUCCCAGGGGUGCUAGGGCCGCAGAGGCUGGCCAGGGCCCUACAGGCUUGGCUGGAGUGGAUGAGGAGCCGCCGAGGGCACAUCGCACCUGCCUGGCCCCCUCCCUCCACCAGCUACUGACAGCACAGCCCUUCCAGUCACAGCCUGCUCCUGGCCUUGGCCACAGCAGUGGGACAACAAGGGGCCACCCUACCCAUGUCCCUCACUACCAAGGCCCACAAACCCUCCUCGCCCCCAUACCACCUUCCCCUGUGACCCUGCUCCUGAAAAAAGGAGUGGAAGUCAAUGUUUCAGGUCAGUCUCAAAACUCUGGGGAAGCUGGCCAUUUAAAAAGACACUGACUGAUCACAGGUAGAUCCGGAUUUCCCCAAACAAAGCUUGGAGAAAGCACAUGUACCUUCCCCACUUUCCUUCUUAACUCUUGCAGGUUUGGCCACUAAAUCACUGUGUGACUUGAACCAAGUGCUUUUCCCGGUCAGGGCCUAGGACUCCUCAGGAUUAGAAUCAUUAGUCACUGAGGGCCUUGUCAGCUCUGACAUUCUGUGACAUUACAUGCCUAUUCUGCUACCUGUGGCUUAGGACACCAGUGGGGUUUACUGAGGGGACAGAAGAGGCCUUGGCUCCCAAAUAAACUGACUCCUCCUGCUCAUUCAUCCCAUACCUCCCCAUGUAAUUCAAGCCAAGCUGCAAUUUCCGCCAGCUUAAAACAAUGCCCAUCCUUCAUACAGUACACAGCCUCCCCUUCCACCCCUCGCCCCUCCAGUAACGCUUCCCCAAGGCCAAGAGCAGAUAGUCAGACCUAGCUUCCAAGGAUGGAACUGCCCCUCAGAAGCCGGAUGCAGGUCUGGGUCCAGACUUGGCCACUUGUGUGGAUCCUUACAAGCAAAGAAAGCGUGAAGCUUAACACUGGGGAGUCCACAAACCCAACUAUGCUUUGCUAAAGAUUUUGAUGGACCCUGAGCUCUGGAAGGGAAAUAUCUGUUGGUGGGUACCUCCCUUGACCCCAGUACCAAGUGUGUGCCCUGAAUUCCCAGAGUAACCCUUCCCUGGGGCCCAACUGGCCCAGGGACAAAAAGUGCCCACUAUGUCUAUGACCGCCUGCUUAGUGGACACACUUCUGGACCUACUACCAGGAACUUUUGUAAAAGUUAGCUUGGGGGAAGGGUUUUGGGUGUAAAUAUUGGUGGGGGCAGAGGGGGAAAGAUAGGUUGGCAGCAAUAAACAUAAGUAGAACUAUAUUACUGUCUCCAGUUAUCUUCCCUAUGGAGAGAAGGUUGGGAGGAGAGACAGACCAGUCUCCUUCAAAGCUGGACUUAGCAAAAUGUCCUUAACUGUCCUUUCAGGGCCAUCUGUCCAUUCCCUAAAGAUUCUCAGUGCCCUUGACCCUGCUGGCCUAAAGCUCCAGUUUGAAGCCCUUGCGGGCUCUGCCCUUCCCACUUACCACCCUUCCUCAGAGCUCAGCCUCCCAGGGCCACAGGCCUUGCUGGAGUCUGAGAGUGUGGAUAGUUAGUUCCCUCUUUCUAGGACUAUUCACUUAACAAGAGCCUUGAAGACCUCCAGCAGUGAGGAAUAGCCUGCACUGGGGCCUAUCCAGGAUCCAAGAUGGGGAGAUUUGGAUUCAGCAGGGCCUUCCCUCUCAGGCCACCUUUUCCCGGGCCCCGGGCUUCCUGUGCUCACUGAAGCUGCACCAUCUCCAGGGAGGUGGGAUAUAGACGCAGAUGAAGACCCCCGGUUUCCUUUAUUCCUGCCUGCAUUAACUGCGUUAGGGAGGGCAAACCGGAGCGACAGCUGCCACUAGAGUGUCACUAUUCUUCCAGGCUUUGCUCUCAGCUGCACUCGUCCCACUGCCCUCAGCGACUGUGGGUGUCAGGAAGCUACGAGCAUUACGCUCACCAAAGAAACAAGGAGCCCAAACAGCCUCACAGCCCCGGUGGGAGCACCAACACAUGCACCAGGCACCAAGCACUUUGCAUUUUAUUCUCUCAUACACUCCUCCAGGAAUCCCCCCUUCAGGGAAGUACCGUCAUCUUCCCAACUUACAGGGGAGCAAACUGAGGCUCCGACAGGUUCAAGAAGUUGAGUAGGAAGCCCAACAAGCUUUCAGAGGUCCCGGCCCUCUGGAGGGCAAUCUGGCCCUCUGCAACGUGCCUUUGACACCCUUUAACCCAGCCAUUGACCUCCUAGGACUCAAGCCACAGAAAGUGCCACACAAGUGUGCUCUGAUAGGUGGACAAAGAUAUUCACCACAGCUUUAGCUAUAAGAAACUGGAAACAACACAAAUGGGGAAUCGGAUACAUUAAUGUUUCAUUCACACAAUACCAUGCAGCCAAUAAACAUGAUGCAGAAAAAUAUUUAAUGAUACAGGGAAAUGACUUCAGGAAAUUUUAUUGUUUGAUUUUAAAUUUUAAAAUUAUACAAACAAUGUACAAACAUUCUUGUAAAAGAAGUCCGUGCUAUAUCAUGGGGAAAAACAAGUACUAAAACAUUAUUUAUAGGGUGAUUCCAUUUUUA